Messenger RNA from Carya illinoinensis, 516 nucleotides. RefSeq lists its product as uncharacterized. NCBI's taxonomy places the organism in Eukaryota, Viridiplantae, Streptophyta, Magnoliopsida, Fagales, Juglandaceae. The transcript has a single exon. The record is from RefSeq and is a predicted model, not a curated record. The coding region runs from base 1 to 516 and encodes 171 amino acids. Gene Ontology annotation, molecular function: RNA-DNA hybrid ribonuclease activity; nucleic acid binding.
AUGGGGGAAAAUCUACUAAGAUACAGAUGGAUCAUAGGACUAAAUGGACUGCCCCCCCCCCCACCAGACUUCUACAAGGCUAACUGGGAUGCAGCUGUGGACAAAGAGAAUUCAAAGAUUGGAGUGGGUGUGAUUAUUAGAGAUUCGGGUGGUCUUAUCAUAGCCUCAUUAUACUCAUCCAUUUCUUUAAGUCAUGAUUCUUUACUUGGGGAAGCAGUAGCAGCACUUAGAGCCACUUCAUUGUGCUCUGAACUAGGCUUGCAGCAGAUCAUGUUAGAAGGAGACUCCAUAGCAGUGGGUCAGGCUGUCCAACACAAGGAUGAAAGCUGGAGCCCUACUGGAUUGGUGAUUAGAGAUAUUAAACUUUUACUAUCAAAAGUUCGGACAUGGUCUAUCCACCAUAUACCUAGGAAAUUCAAUGUAAUAGUGCAUGCUCUAGCUAAAUUUGCAUUGACAAGUUCAGAGGAACAUAUAUUUAUGGAGGACUACCCUCCAUGUAUCCAGCAUCUACUUUAA